AUGCGACACCAGAGCCGCCCAGUCGCGCUAGAAAUCAUCGCACGAGGUGCCCCGAAAGCCGAGGAGGAAGAGCCUCCCGUGGGCCACGCCAUAGACGGCGACGGCUAUUUUCAAUCGGAGGUGCAGGACGUCAGGGAGACCGUUUACGAAGCGGCUCAUGGUGUCCAAGAGACUGAAAUCGGAGCCGACGCGAAUCGGGACCAAGACGCUGACAAAGAAUCCUCCAACAUCGAGUCGGACGCGAAUGCCAGCAACGUUGAGUACGGCGGCGAGUGCUCCCUGCAGACGACCGAUGGCGAUGAGGAGGAGAAGCGGCAACAGGAGCAACCUAUGAUGGUGGUACAGCAAGUCGACGAAGGCGAUCAGAGAGAACAAUACGUCUUACUGUUCCGAAACGAUGACGAGGAACCCGUGGAGACCUACGUUGUGGAAGGAGAACUCCAAGAAGAGGAAGAUGAAAACGAAGAGCAGCUCCCGGAGCAGGAAACGGUUCAACCGGCGGCAGUGAGGGUCAACGGCAGGAAAUGCUUCAAAUGCGAUGAGUGCGACUAUGUCUGUAAGCGGCGCAACUACGUCAAGAUACACAAGCAGAAAGUUCAUGUCACUCCGAGAGAAAUGACCUGUUAUCUGUGUCAGGGAAAUUUCGCAUCGACAGCGACGCUUUACGCCCACAUGGGUCAGGCUCAUGCGGAGGAGCUACCGUACGCAUGUGAGAUUUGCGGGUAUCGGGCGCGGGCUCGGCAUCGAAUCGUGAGCCACAAGUUGAGCCACGAUAAAGAGCCCAGAUAUAAGUGUGAUUUCUGCAGCUUCGCCACCCGACAUAAGUAUCUCAAAACCCAGCAUGAGUAUACUCAUCAAGAGGAGAAGCCUUUUAGCUGCUCAAUUUGCGAAUACAAAGGCAGAUGGCGGAGUUCCGUGUACAUGCACAUAAAAAAAAGGCAUCGUGAUCUCCAGGGCCUCGAAGCCCAACGCUGUGUUCAGCAGGAAAUCGAAACGACAGCUCCUGAGUGUGCGCCACCGAAAACAUCGUCGACGCGUUGAAAAAUUCGCCCUCUGGCGACGGAGGGCGGCGUCGGAUAAUUCGCCGCCAUGGUGGCUGUAUUUUUGGAUGUUCGAUAAUUAAUUGACACCGUAUAGAUCUAACUUAAUAAACAUACAGAUAUUUUGGCA
Molecule: messenger RNA, 1170 nt
Organism: Galendromus occidentalis (western predatory mite)
Lineage: Eukaryota; Metazoa; Arthropoda; Arachnida; Mesostigmata; Phytoseiidae
Product: transcriptional repressor CTCF
Exons: 1
Coding region: 1-1041 (346 amino acids)
Biological process (GO): regulation of transcription by RNA polymerase II
Molecular function (GO): DNA-binding transcription factor activity; RNA polymerase II cis-regulatory region sequence-specific DNA binding
Source: RefSeq, a predicted model, not a curated record